UUCUUCAGUCUGAGAGUUUCAGGCAAAAUCCAGGUCAUUCGUUUUGCGUGUGCGAUCGUGGCGAAAGUGCUGAACCGGAAGCAGCAGCUGCAUUCGCUUGCUCGUGAGGAUUUCAUCAUUCUCCGGCGGUCCAUCCAUGCUUCUCCGCAGCGCAGCAUCAGCACUACUGAGGACCAGUGCAGAGAUUUCCUCCUCCUGUCGGCCGUCCACGGUCCGCUUCGUUCGGCAGUCGCUCCGCCAGCCGCCCAGAAACCGGCCGUUUUGCACACCGGCCCGCUUUAGUAAGAAGAACAGGAAUAAGAUCACUCAGAGGCUUCAGCUCGCAGAAGAACGUGCUAUCAUGGACGGCAACAUUGAGGAGAUUCUCGCCCCUUUGAGGCUUGCAGUCAAAGAGCAGGGGGAUCUGGUGCGUCAGUUAAAGCAGGAAGGAGCUCCAGAAGUGGAUGUGACUAAAGCUGUAGCUGAGCUAAAAGCAAGGAAGAAAGCUCUGGAACACAAGGAGCUGGCGUUACAACCCGCAGAUGACAUUGACAGAACCAGGAUGGAGGAUACGCUCAAGAGGCGCUUCUUCUACGACCAGGCGUUCGCCAUCUAUGGAGGUGUGAGCGGACUGUACGACUUCGGCCCCGUGGGCUGCGCGCUAAAGAACAACAUCCUGCAAGCCUGGAGGCAGCACUUCAUCCAGGAGGAGCAGAUCCUGGAGAUCGACUGCACCAUGCUGACACCUGAGCCCGUACUCAAGACUUCGGGACACGUGGAGAAGUUCGCAGACUACAUGGUGAAAGAUGUGAAGAACGGCGAAUGCUUCAGGGCCGACCACCUCCUCAAAGCUCAUCUGCAGAAGCUGAUGUCUGAUAAGAAGUGUGCUGCAGAGAAGAAGGCAGAGAUGGAGAGCGUCGUCACUCAGAUGGACAACUACACCCAACAAGAGCUGACGGACCUGUUCGUCAAAUACAACGUCAAGUCUCCGACCACAGGAAACGAGCUGGCGCCUCCCAUCUCCUUCAACCUGAUGUUUCAGACGUCCAUCGGGCCGGGAGGGAACAUGCCGGGCUAUCUGAGGCCUGAAACUGCUCAGGGGAUCUUCCUCAACUUCAAGCGCCUCCUGGAGUUCAAUCAGGGAAAACUUCCCUUCGCUGCUGCUCAGAUAGGAAACUCUUUCAGGAACGAAAUCUCUCCUCGAUCCGGACUCAUUCGGGUCAGAGAGUUCACCAUGGCUGAGAUUGAACACUUCGUGGACCCGAGUGAGAAGGACCACCCUAAGUUCUGUAACGUAGCCGACCUGCAGAUCAUGUUGUACUCCUCCAAAGCUCAGACCAGCGGGCAGUCGGCUCACAUUAUGAGGCUGGGAGAUGCUGUGGAGCAAGGAGUGGUCAAUAACUCCGUCCUGGGGUACUUCAUCGGGAGGAUCUACCUCUACCUCACUAAAGUGGGCGUGGCCAAAGACAAGCUGCGCUUCCGGCAGCACAUGGACAACGAGAUGGCUCACUACGCCUGCGACUGCUGGGACGCUGAAGCCAAAACCUCCUACGGCUGGAUCGAGAUCGUGGGCUGUGCCGACCGGUCCUGCUUCGAUCUGCAGUGUCACGCCCGAGCCACCAAGGUCCCUCUGGUUGCUGAGAAGCCUCUGAAAGAACCCAAAACCGUAAACGUCGUCCAGUUUGUGGUCAACAAAGGGGCCGUCGGGAAGGUGUAUAAGAAGGAAGCUAAGCUAGCCGUGGACUACCUGUCCGUGUGUGACGAGUGCUUCAUCACGGAGCAGGAGGCGCUGCUGAAUCAAACCGGAGAGUUCUCCAUCGAGACGGACGGCAAAACGUUCAAACUCACCAAGGACAUGGUGAGCGUGAAGCGCUUCCAGAAGACUGUGCACGUGGAGGAAGUGGUUCCCAAUGUGAUCGAGCCGUCCUUCGGCAUCGGGAGGAUCAUGUACACCAUCUUUGAGCACACGUUCCUCAUCAGAGAAGGAAGUGAACAGAGAACGUAUUUUAGCUUCCCAGCUACUGUAGCUCCCUACAAAUGUUCUGUCCUACCUCUGAGCCAGAAUCAGGAGUUCAUGCCCUUCGUGAAGGAGUUGUCCGAGGCCAUGACCAAAAACGGCAUUUCUCACAAGGUGGACGACUCGUCCGGGUCCAUCGGCAGGCGCUACGCCAGGACGGAUGAGAUCGGGGUGGCGUUCGGCAUCACCAUCGACUUUGACACGGUGAACAAGACACCCCACACGGCGACUCUGAGGGACCGCGACUCCAUGAGGCAGAUCAGGGCCGAGGUCAGCGAGCUGCCCGAGAUUGUCCGGGAUUUGGCCAACGGUGCGUUAACCUGGGCCGAGGUGGAGAGCAAGUACCCCAUCUUUGAAGGACAGGAGACCAGCAAAAAGGACACAAGCGAGGAGUGAAAGAACGCAGAUUGGAUCGGCAGGAGGAAUCCUGCAGCUGCGUGGCGACGAGCCACCGUCUGCUCUCCAUUUUUAUCACCAAAACAUCGAGGAGAAGCUCACAUAGGACCUCUGUUCAUGUGCAACACGAGACAGUUUCAACAUGUUUCUAAAAGGGAGAAAUUCUAAUCAGGGUAUGGGUGGAAUCAGACCGCCACUCUUCCAGUUUUCAGUCCAGUCAAAUAUUUAAUAAUUCUGAUAAAAGCAGCAGCACUUAAUGGACUCAGACAAGCGACUGCUGGGUUUAAUCCAGUUCAGAUUUAGAGUCAUCGUUAUUUUAAUCUCAAGUCGUGUUUGAGUCAAGAAUGUCRUGAGUUUGGGCAAUUUUGUUUUUAAAAAGCAAAGUGAGAAUAAAUGAAAAGGCUGCUUUGUUGUUAAURCUGACAAAUACAUGUUUGUUUGCCUGA
This is a messenger RNA of Austrofundulus limnaeus, 2838 nucleotides long. It is a transcript of the gene gars1, whose product is annotated as glycyl-tRNA synthetase 1. NCBI's taxonomy places the organism in Eukaryota, Metazoa, Chordata, Actinopteri, Cyprinodontiformes, Rivulidae. Gene Ontology annotation, biological process: mitochondrial glycyl-tRNA aminoacylation. The record is from RefSeq and is a predicted model, not a curated record. Gene Ontology annotation, cellular component: cytoplasm; mitochondrion. Bases 137 to 2392 code for a protein of 751 amino acids. Gene Ontology annotation, molecular function: glycine-tRNA ligase activity; ATP binding. The transcript is spliced from 17 exons.